AUGGAGGCUAUAGCAAAACACGAUUUCACUGCUACUGCGGAUGAUGAACUCAGUUUCAGGAAAAACCAGGUUCUCAAAAUACUUAAUAUGGAGGAUGAUAUGAAUUGGUAUAGAGCUGAAUUAGAUGGAAAGGAGGGUCUUAUUCCUAGUAAUUACAUUCAAAUGAAAAAUCACAGUUGGUACUAUGGUAGGAUAACAAGAGCAGACGCUGAAAAGCUUUUAGCAAAUAAACCAGAAGGAGGAUUCCUUAUAAGGAUUAGCCAAUCAAGUCCUGGAGAUUUUUCAUUAUCAGUGAAAUGUCCCGAUGGUGUCCAACAUUUCAAAGUACUAAGGGACGCGUCAAGCAAAUUCUUCCUAUGGGUUGUGAAGUUCAACUCGCUCAAUGAAUUAGUCGACUACCAUCGCACCGCCUCAGUCAGCCGCCUGCAAGACGUUAAACUUAGAGAUGUUGUGCCUGAAGAGAUGCUGGUACAGGCGCUGUACGACUUCACACCGCAAGAGGCUGGCGAGCUGGAGUUCAGACGGGGCGAUGUCAUCACUGUACUUGACCGCUCAGACCAGCACUGGUGGCAGGGCGAGAUUGCCCACCGGCGCGGCCUUUUCCCAGCGUCGUACGUGACGGCAUAUCACUCAUAG
Messenger RNA from Pieris macdunnoughi, 636 nucleotides. The record is from the annotation of a GenBank genome assembly. NCBI's taxonomy places the organism in Eukaryota, Metazoa, Arthropoda, Insecta, Lepidoptera, Pieridae.